AUGGCGGAGGAGAUUGAUGGACUUCAUAAUGAUAUCGAAAAACUCAAAUCAAUUGUGAGAAAAUCUUUUGCGCGUAUCUACGCUUCAUUAAAAGCUAGGGAGCUCAAAACUUUACGUCAGCUGGAAGCUAUACAUAAACAAUGCCAAGACAACGAGGAAUUAAGAAGAAAUUGUGUUCAAAACAUCCAGAUAUCUUAUGAUAAUGAAGACGCACUACUAGAAAAUAUAAGCAAUUACGGUACAGUAGAAUUUGAGAAGUUAAAUUUUGAUAGCAGCACUUUUAUACUUGAAGAUUAUGUUAGUCCUUACGAUGAUCACAUGUACAUGUAUAAAACCAUUGAAGACGUUACUAACGGAGAAGAUGUGAAAGAACUCGAAAUAAUAGAAGAGGCAGCCUUGAAAGAAAUAACCAAAACAGAAGACUGUGUAUGUUAUGUUAAUAUAAGACCAGAGGAUGUAUCAAAGAAAUUUCGUAAUGUAGAACCCGAGAUAGUUAAAGGUAGUAAUAGUGAUGAGAAUGAUCUCAGCGGUAGUCUUACAACUAUAGAAAACGAUACACAAGAUUCAACAAGUGAGAGUUCUGACCAGGAGGUAAAAAAAAUUGAACCCACAGAUGACUGGCUAAAUACAAUAAAAAAUCAAACAGAGACUGAACCCCUGCAAGUUACAGACGUCAUGGAACACAGCACUAUAACUUGUUCUUAG
Molecule: messenger RNA, 705 nt
Organism: Leptosia nina
Lineage: Eukaryota; Metazoa; Arthropoda; Insecta; Lepidoptera; Pieridae
Source: the annotation of a GenBank genome assembly